Messenger RNA from Arachis stenosperma, 2580 nucleotides. RefSeq names its product NAC domain-containing protein 71-like. The record is from RefSeq and is a predicted model, not a curated record. Gene Ontology annotation, biological process: regulation of DNA-templated transcription. Gene Ontology annotation, molecular function: DNA binding. The transcript has 3 exons. NCBI's taxonomy places the organism in Eukaryota, Viridiplantae, Streptophyta, Magnoliopsida, Fabales, Fabaceae. The coding region runs from base 310 to 1305 and encodes 331 amino acids.
CACAGCACCAUGCACCACCGCUCAUCACCCCACACAUCACACAACCCCACCGCUCUGUCAUCACAGCCAAUCACAACACGCCACGUCACCUUGCCACCCCCCAAAACCCACCCAAAUUCUCACCGGCGGGAACACGAGUGAGAAGAAAGCUUGCGCAACACGAAUCUCUCUCUUCCGCGUUUUUUCCCCUUAAACCCUUAUAAAAACCCUAACCCCGAUUAAAAAACCCCAAACUUUACCCACUCUCUCUUAUUUAUAUAUGAUUCGAUUGCUUCUUCUUCGUUUCGAGUUAAAAUUCUCCGCACUGCGAUGGAACAAGAAGAAGAACCACAACAAAAUGAGCCACCUCACUCUCACUCUCACUCUCAAUCCCGGUGCGUGACGCUACCUCCCGGUUGCCGGUUCCAUCCUUCGGAGGAGCUUCUAUUGAGUUACUACCUCACCAACAAAAAUGGCACGGGGAACUGGAAUGGUAACGGUGGUUUGGGAUUCGAUGGUUCUGAUUUGAUUCGGGAGCUGGAUUUUUACGAUUACGAUCCUUUUGAACUGCCGGAUUUUGCGUGCUUUGCGUACGGCUACGGCGGGAGGAGGAGGCACUGGUACUGUUUCACCACCGUUAGGGUUUCGAGGGGAGAGAGGUGGAAGAGGAAGAGGAAGGUUAAGAGUGGGUUCUGGUUGAGGAGGGGAAGGGUUUCGAAUGUUAACGGUGUUGGGGAGAACGUGGUUUUGGGAACGAGGACGAGGUUCGUUUUCUAUAUGGGUGAUUCGGCGAAGAACGGUGCCAGGACGGAUUGGGUUUUGUAUGAAUACGCAUUGAUUGAUCAUGUUAUGGCCUCUUUUGUUCUUUGCCGGGUAUUUAGUAAGCCUCGAUAUAAGAAUAGUGCAUCAGACAUCGGCCUGAGUUGUUGUGCAGAAGAGAGUGUAUCGGCAGUGCGCCAUAUUGGUAUUCAGCAUGAUGAACAUGUUAAAUUGGAUGCCGUUGAAGCUAAAGUAUGUGAUGAUAUCUCCAUUGACCACAACAAUGAAAUAUGUGCUGGUGGAAACAGCGAUAAUCAAGUUAAGAAUGCACAUGACAUAGAUGCUUUACGAUGUUUGGCGGGUCCUCAGGGCAGUCAGCAGCUAUCAAUUGCAAACUUCUACGUCAGCAAUAAUCUGAAAAGUCUAGUCAGAAAUGGGGCUAUCAGUGUCGGGGAGUCAUUUAGCGUUUCUAUCUUCUUUACAAUUACCUUCCCCCUUUUUAGAUUUGCUGGAUUUGAGAACUCAUUCAUAUGUUGUUGGUUGCGUGCCCCUUUUUUUUCCUGCUAAUAUCAUUAUUAAUAUUUGAUUAAAUAUGUUAUGCUUUCUUCUGAAUGGGAAAACAUAUUACUGGUCAGUAGAAACCGCUAUAAGUAAAUUUAGCAGUAAUAUGUCGUUCCAUCCAGCUUGCUUUCCAGCAGACUUUCGCUUUAGCAUGCUCUUUUGCCAGUGACCCUGUUCUUUUCAUUUUGUAAUUGGUAAUAGAAUUUAAUUUUGAUGCACUAUUAGUGUAGAAAAGUUCUACAUAAGCAUCCAGUCAUAUAUUGUUACAUGAACACAAAUGUUUGACUCAACUACUCACUAAUCACUACAUUAAAAAUCUAGCAAAUAAAUAUAUAUGAUUGGAUGAUAAUGUAAAGUUUUCUUUCAAACUCACAGUGCAUCAAAAUUAAUAUCUAGUUAUUAUGCGGUAGAAAGGAAAUUAUUGCUAAAAACAUUAAACCCUUUUGUGUGUUAUUGAUGAUAAUCAGGAAGGGCUUCCUUUACUCCCCAGCGGUAGUACAAUGUUCAUUGAAGCAAUUUCAUCUCAACAACAAUUACUUUCCAUCACGGAGGAAGACUUCAUAGAGUUGAAUGAUCUUACAUGAAUUGGAUGGCUUUGAGAAAGAUUUCAAUAUUAAUCCUGCUCUCAGGAGUAUUCCCCUGAAACUCAUUAGUUCCGAAUGGGUAAAUAUCCCAUCAAAGUGGAUAAACAUUCACAACGUCGGAGAAAUAUUUACGAUAUCAGGUAAACCUUUGGCUGUCAUAUGAAGAUCAUAUUGUCAGAUCAGGUGAAGGAAAACAUCACAGGGUGAUCGCUUCACAAAAUAAGGUAGUUACUUUGAUGACAUUUCAGAGUACGUUAAAGUCUUGAGCCAUACCGGAGGAUAUUUAGUAGAUAUUGGUUUUGGGCAUGCAGAUUUUCAACUUUGCCUACUGAAAGGCAAGUUAUGCAACUGGCUCCAGAGGAAUAGAGUUAGGAGUUAGUUUAUUGGCAUUGGUGAUUGCAAUAUGCAAUUUACUUAAGUAUGGCAAACCUGACGUUAGUUCCUCAUGGUGACAUUGAUCCCUUGAUUUUGGCAGCAUAUUUAAUAUUUAUCUUUUACUAGGGUUUGGAGUUGUUAGAAUUUUCCAUCUACCCAAUAGCAAAGCAUAUUCCCAGUAGUCUCCUCUCCUUUCAUCUUCAUAGCUUAUAUUGUUCAAGGAGCAAAUAUGAUAAAUUCCAUAUUGUGGAUUUUUUUUUUUAAAGCGGUUAAAUCAGGGAUUGCUUAUGAUGAUGAUUUAUAUUAUACUUUUUUCAUGGAA